Pogona vitticeps (central bearded dragon) is the source of this 2554-nucleotide messenger RNA. It is a transcript of the gene RAB1B, whose product is annotated as RAB1B, member RAS oncogene family. Lineage: Eukaryota; Metazoa; Chordata; Lepidosauria; Squamata; Agamidae. The record is from RefSeq and is a predicted model, not a curated record. Gene Ontology annotation, molecular function: GTP binding; GTPase activity.
CCGGAGCCGCCAGCCCGGAAAGAAGGGGAAGGAGAGAAGGCAGGAGGGAGAGGAGAGCCGCCCGUCAGCCGCCCACCCGUCGCGGAGGAGCCGCCAUGAACCCCGAAUAUGACUACUUGUUCAAGCUGCUUCUGAUUGGCGACUCGGGCGUUGGGAAGUCCUGCCUGUUGCUACGGUUUGCUGAUGACACCUACACGGAAAGCUACAUCAGCACCAUCGGAGUGGACUUCAAAAUCCGCACCAUCGAGCUGGACGGCAAAACGAUCAAGCUGCAGAUUUGGGACACAGCAGGGCAGGAACGGUUCCGAACGAUCACCUCCAGCUACUACCGAGGGGCGCACGGCAUCAUUGUAGUAUACGAUGUAACAGACCAGGAAUCAUACAACAACGUGAAGCAGUGGCUGCAGGAGAUUGAACGCUACGCCAGCGAGAACGUCAACAAGCUCCUCGUGGGGAACAAGUGCGACCUGACGACCAAGAAGGUGGUGGACUACACCACUGCCAAGGAGUUUGCAGACUCCCUCGGCAUCCCCUUCCUGGAGACCAGCGCCAAGAACUCCACCAACGUCGAGCAGUCCUUCAUGACGAUGGCCGCCGAGAUCAAGAAGCGCAUGGGCCCGGGGGCCACCGCCGGCGGCGACAGACCCAACCUGAAGAUCGACAGCACCCCAGUCAAACAAGGCGGUGGCGGCUGCUGCUGAGAGGACGAGGGGGACAUGAUGGCGUUGGCAGGGGAGGGGCGGCGGCCCUGGCGUGGGGGGGGAGGCUGGAUUUUGGGGAGCCAGCUGGGGAAAGAGGGGGGAACGCCUGCCCCUUCUCUGCUGUCCAGCCGCUGCCGUCCUGCUUUUCUUCUACUCCGAAGGUGGCUUUUCCCGGAUGAUACCUCGGCGGAGGGGGACGGGGCCUCCCUCCCCCUUCCAGCUCAGCCGCUCUGAGCGCUCUUGAGCGUGCUCGGCCUGUUGUUUAUUUCGUUUUUAAUUUUUCUUUCUCGUCCCCACACUUAACUCUAGAGGGGAUAUUAGAUGGGGGGGAUUUGGGAGGGGGCUCUGUACAGGUCAAAGGCUUUCCCUGCCCCCCUGGGGGGGAGGGGAGAGGGGAUGCCGGCUCCCGCUGCCCCCGGGGGCUUCCCCCCCCACUUCCCUGCCGGCAAGGGUCUGGGCGAACUUUCGAAUUUUCACCGGUUUGGUUCGAGCGGCCCUCGCUGUUCCCUUCCAUACCUCCUUGCUCUCCCCAGCCGCCUUUUUUUUUUGCCCCAAACCCCAGCUGUGAUUCUCCCCCCCCCUCAAAAAAGGGUGAAUGGAGCUUUUGUAUUUUUCUCGCUCGGUUUCCCCACGCACGCCCCUUUCAGACCCCGCUUUGGACAGUUCCCGAGUCCCUCUAUCUUGUGCAUCCCACCCAGUUUAAUCGGAGUUGCUCCGGCAGAUUGCUUUUUUUGCUGAGGGCUGGGGCGUCUCUUUUCUCUCUGUGUGUGUCUCUCUCCUUCCUCCACCUGUCCCAGCUCUUUUUCGGGAGAAGGCGCAGCAGCGUGGCUUCUUUCCUCCCCCACCCCUGCAUGCGAUGUCAGCUUCCUUGUCGCCGGAGAUGAGGCCUCACCGUUUCCCAUUGGGAUCAUCCCGCAAUUUCUCAUCCCAUUUGCUUUCUUUCCUACCACGACAGGUCCUUCUCCCUCUGCUCCCCACAAUGCCAGUUUUCCUCUCAGGGCCCCCAAUCUUCCCCGGUGUCUUUCCACCCUCCAGUCCACCCCGCUGUAUUUCUCCGAAAGGACACGGGUGGGAGCUUGCAACGAGAUGAGAAACGUAUACUGUGCGCACACACACACCCCACCGGCUCCUUCGCGAGCACUGCUGGGUCCCACCGAUUCACUCUUAAAACUCUUCCCCAAGUUUGAACUGGGCAGGAGGAGGAAAUUUGGGGUUGGGUGGGGGGUUCUUCCCCUAGCUUCUGCAUUCCACAGUCGAUGAAUGUAUUUUUGGGCAUCCGGGCACCCACUGGGUUUCAUGAAAGGCUCCUGACACCAUCUUAGCCUGGACCCCCUCACCUGUGGCCAUCUCUGUCUUCCCAUUUCACCCCCAAUUCCCUCCCAGUCCUCUACUGGUGUUUGCAGGGCCGUGUAGCUGCCCCCUUUCUCUCCCCUACCUUUUCUCUGUGUAUCUGUGACCAAACUGAAGCCCAUCCGUUCCCCCCCCCCCAGUACUGAGCUGUGGCUCCAGACGUGCUAUACUCUGUAUGUGGGUGUGGAUGUGUACGUGUGUAUGAUUGUUCUCUUUACUCUUCCUUUUUAUUACUGAGAAGCUGGUGAUCGUUUCAGGAUUCUGCCCCAGCUCCCUUUGCACCCCCCCUCUCCCUCCCUCCCUUUUAUUUAAGGAACGUCCAGGGACCCUGCUGGGCCAGGCCGUGGGUGGAAGGUUUUUUUGUUUGUCCGCUUUUGUUUUGUUCUGUUUUUCCACGAACGAAAAUAAAAACACAAACGAGAGGACGAGAAAAGGAAGUGAAAAAAAAAACACCCCAAUAAAAACAUAACCAGCCUCUGCAAAAGGAGGGACUCUCAAGCUUA